Messenger RNA from Propithecus coquereli (Coquerel's sifaka), 1691 nucleotides. It is a transcript of the gene TLE5, whose product is annotated as amino-terminal enhancer of split. Gene Ontology annotation, molecular function: protein binding; transcription corepressor activity. NCBI's taxonomy places the organism in Eukaryota, Metazoa, Chordata, Mammalia, Primates, Indriidae. Gene Ontology annotation, biological process: negative regulation of canonical Wnt signaling pathway; regulation of DNA-templated transcription. The record is from RefSeq and is a predicted model, not a curated record. Gene Ontology annotation, cellular component: nucleus; transcription regulator complex. The transcript is spliced from 6 exons. Bases 322 to 747 code for a protein of 141 amino acids.
GGGGGCAGGAAGCGGGGGCGGGGGCCGCGCCAGGGGCUGUAAACACCGGCCCAGGAAGUGGGGGGGUGGGGGGCGCUGCAGCUGCGCUGGCCGCUGCUUCCCUUCCCCGCGGGCCCUACAAGAGAGGGGGGCGGCUGGACCCCCGCCUGGCCCUGAUCCCGGCCGCCCCCUCCCCAACAGGGCUCCUCGCACCUACCCCAGCAACUCAAAUUCACCACCUCGGACUCCUGCGACCGCAUCAAAGACGAAUUUCAGCUGCUGCAGGCUCAAUAUCACAGCCUAAAGCUCGAGUGUGACAAGUUGGCCAGCGAGAAGUCGGAGAUGCAGCGUCACUAUGUGAUGUACUACGAGAUGUCCUACGGCUUGAACAUUGAGAUGCACAAGCAGGCUGAAAUCGUCAAGAGGCUGAACGGGAUUUGUGCCCAGGUCCUGCCCUACCUCUCCCAGGAGCACCAGCAGCAGGUCUUGGGAGCUAUCGAGAGGGCCAAGCAGGUGACCGCUCCCGAGCUGAACUCCAUCAUCCGACAGCAGCUCCAAGCCCACCAGCUGUCCCAGCUGCAGGCUCUGGCCCUGCCCCUGACGCCCCUGCCCGUGGGGCUGCAGCCGCCUUCGCUGCCGGCGGUGAGCGCGGGCACCGGCCUCCUCUCGCUGUCCGCGCUGGGCUCCCAGGCCCACCUCUCCAAGGAGGACAAGAACGGGCACGACGGGGACACCCACCAGGAGGACGACGGCGAGAAGUCGGAUUAGCAGGCGCCGGGAUGGGGAGGGUCGGGGAGGUGGGGGGGACGGAGGGGACACCGAGGCACGGAGGGAAAGGCAUGUUUAGCGCGAGACACAGUAUAGCUCGGGAUUGGCUCAGCUCCGUAGUAUUUAUCGUGGCCGCCCGCUGGGGCCCUGGCCCUGCUCUAGCUUUGUUCCUGCCCCCCCCAGUCCCGGCCUCCCCCCUCCUCCUCCCCUGCAGCCUGAAUAGGUGAAUGGGUACCCGCUCGUGACAUAGAUGGGGCAAGCUAAGGCCUGGAUGGGCACAGGGAGACCAGGUCAGAAAGGAGCAAAACCUAAAGAAUUAGUCCAACACCCCCGGCACGUCCCCUGUGCGAACAAGUGCGAACACGUGGAACCGAUAGUCUGCUCGCUGGGCCCUCGGGCACACGCCACAGCUCCCGCCCCGGCACUGCAUGCAAACACAAUGCUAGCUGCCCCCUCCCCGUCCUGGGCACCCAGAGUGUCCCCCUGGGGCCUAGACCUGCUCCCACCUCCACCUCCUGCCCCGCUCACCGCCUCCGCUAGUUCCAGACACCCCCAUGCCCGCCCGGUCCUCUCCCCCCGCCCGCGAAAGUGGGGGGCGCAAGCCUAGCUGCAACAAGCCGGGUGGGGGCGGGUGACCCCGGACUUCCCUUCUCCCCUUCCCGAAAUAAAGAUGAGGGUACUGAAGUUGUCUUGGUUUUUUUUUUUUAAUUUUUUAUUAUUUUUUUCUUUUUCCAGUAUACUAGCUUGUCUUUUAAGAAAGGGGAUAUUAAAAAAAAGAGAGAGACAGAAAAAUGUUUUAAAAAAAAAAAGCAACAGCCACACCUGUGUCUGUAUACGGUCAGCUUUUGUCGUGCUCGUUGGUUUGGUCUCUGCAGAGGCGUGAACAAUGCUGUAUCGAGGGUGGGCUUAGCUGUGCCUUUCAAAUAAAGAUGGGAGAAGGUUCA